AUGCGCGCCGUCAACUGGGUCGGGACUCUGUCCCUUCUUACCAUUCUUUUCUACUGGCUGGAUUCGAAUAUCGGUAAUUUCUACAUAUUCAAGCCGGCAAGACUACAGGAACUUGCAAAGGCGUCAAUUGACCGACACCCAACCAACGUUACGGCGUUGAUGGAGGAUUUGAACAUUGCGCUUCGAGAAGAAUACGGUAGCCAGCAUGUUGCACCUUUUACCACGAACACAGAUAAGUGGAUAUGGAGCAACCAUGGAAGCGCCAUGGGAGCAUUUACUAUUCUCCACGCAUCAGUCACUGAAUACCUGAUUUUUUACGGAACUCCUAUCUAUUCUAACGGACAUUCUGGCCUGCACUUGGCUGAUGAUUACUUUAUCAUACUCAACGGUACGGAAAAGGCAUACAGACCUGGACAGCUGGCGGCUACCACAUAUUGGCCUGGAGAUGUGAACCAUUUGCCUAGAGGACAGUCAAUCCAUUAUGCGAUGGAUGGAUGGGCAUUGGAGUUGGCGCAAGGUUGGAUUCCAAGUAUGCUUCCUUUCGGGCUGGUGGAGUCUUUUACUAGCAACCUUGACUUUGUCAAUCUAUGGAAGACAUGUUAUUUGACUGCAGAUCUGAUGGCUAGGCAGCUGGCUCACGGGAAGUUUUGA
This is a messenger RNA of Microsporum canis CBS 113480, 651 nucleotides long. Its product is annotated as C-8 sterol isomerase. Gene Ontology annotation, cellular component: endoplasmic reticulum. Gene Ontology annotation, biological process: ergosterol biosynthetic process. The coding region runs from base 1 to 651 and encodes 216 amino acids. The transcript has 3 exons. NCBI's taxonomy places the organism in Eukaryota, Fungi, Ascomycota, Eurotiomycetes, Onygenales, Arthrodermataceae. The record is from RefSeq and is a predicted model, not a curated record.